GCAAAGCCGUGCAACCUAAACAAUCUGAAACCAGACAGCGUACACACAUUAUAUUACACAACAUUUAUAGAUCAGAGAUAACUGAGAUUAUAUGUGAUAAUGAGGACUGAGACUAUGGAAAUGGACAGAGGAGAACGAGUGGAGAUGAUGGUGGCUAUCUAUGACAGUGCAGAUACUGUGAGACAUCAUGAUCUCAGGACUCACGCAGAGAGACGACAACCACUUCAACACACAGGAAGUGUCUCAGUGAAGAACAGAAAGCACAGAGCAGCUGAAGUGUGUUUGUGUCUGCUGUGUUUUCUUCUGCUGAUUGCUGUAAUAGUGCUGUGUGUGUGUUUCACCUCCGAGAGAAAGCAGUUAUUAACUCACAUCAGUAACCUGACUGAAGAAAGAGAGAAGACACUUACCAAACAUGAGCAGCAAGAGGAUCCCUUCAAAUGGAUUUACUACAACUUCAGUUUUUAUUAUAUUUCAUCUGAGAAGAAGAGCUGGAGUGACAGCAGCAGAGACUGUCAACAGAAAGGAGCAGAUCUGGUGAUCAUAAACAGUUCAAAGGAACAAGAUUUUGUACAAAAGAUUGCCGUUUCUGAUCAUUUUUGGAUUGGUUUGGGAAAGAUGGAGGGAGAAUGGAAAUGGAUUGGUGGCACCAUAAUGGCAAAUGGGUACUGGAGUUCUCAGUAUCUGCAUUCAUAUGGUUCAUACUGUGCUCUGAUUACUUCAUCAGGUUGGAUAGAUGAUAAAUGUGAUUAUAAUAAAAAAUGGAUCUGCAAGAGAAGAAUUUUAACAUAG
Sinocyclocheilus grahami is the source of this 789-nucleotide messenger RNA. RefSeq names its product CD209 antigen-like protein E. The coding region runs from base 100 to 789 and encodes 229 amino acids. Gene Ontology annotation, molecular function: signaling receptor activity. Gene Ontology annotation, cellular component: plasma membrane; cell surface. NCBI's taxonomy places the organism in Eukaryota, Metazoa, Chordata, Actinopteri, Cypriniformes, Cyprinidae. The transcript is spliced from 5 exons. Gene Ontology annotation, biological process: regulation of natural killer cell mediated cytotoxicity. The record is from RefSeq and is a predicted model, not a curated record.